Messenger RNA from Neocloeon triangulifer, 3944 nucleotides. RefSeq names its product protein transport protein Sec31A (gene Sec31). Gene Ontology annotation, biological process: endoplasmic reticulum organization; COPII-coated vesicle cargo loading; endoplasmic reticulum to Golgi vesicle-mediated transport. The record is from RefSeq and is a predicted model, not a curated record. The transcript is spliced from 22 exons. Gene Ontology annotation, molecular function: structural molecule activity; protein binding. NCBI's taxonomy places the organism in Eukaryota, Metazoa, Arthropoda, Insecta, Ephemeroptera, Baetidae. Bases 146 to 3661 code for a protein of 1171 amino acids. Gene Ontology annotation, cellular component: endoplasmic reticulum exit site; COPII vesicle coat.
UCAACAACACUGAAAUCAGCCGAUGAGCCGAGAGUGAGCCGAGCUUUUGUCCGCCGCGCAGCCACGUUGGAACUUGUGAUUUUUUACAUCCCGUACCGCAAGAAGCUCGUAUAUCAACACCUAAGUGGAAUAUUUGAGUGCUGAAAUGAGGGUGAAAGAGGUCGAGAGGACCGUGAAUGUGGCCUGGUCGCCGCCAGACCAACACCCCAUCCUGCUGGCCGGAGGAACAGCGGCCCAACAGCUCGAUGCCACCUUCAGUACCACCGCCGCCCUUGAACUUUUUGCCCUGAAUUUGAGCGAACCUGGCACGGACAUGGAGCGAGUGGGCGGCACAACAACCGAGCAAAGAUUUCACAAAUUAUUCUGGAGCCGGGACCUUUUGAUUGGUGGUUGUGACAGUGGCAUCAUUGAAUUGUACAGUCCUCAAGGGUUGCUCAGUGGUCAGAACGCUCUGAAGGCCAGGAAGGAUGGACACAGCGGUGCUGUCAAAGCUUUGGAUGUUAAUCCAUUUCAGCAAAAUUUAUUAGCUUCUGGUGCUGGCGAUUCAGAAAUUUUCAUUUGGGACCUUGAUCAGAUGAGCAGUCCAAUGACCCCUGGGGCCAAAGUUGUUCCUCCGGACGCAGUCAGCUGGCUUUCGUGGAAUAGACAAGUGCAACACAUUUUGGCUUCCACUUUUGCAUCUCGAUGCGUCGUGUGGGACCUGAGAAAAAAUGAGCCCAUUAUCAAACUGGCUGAUUCCACGUCACAUGUUCGUUGGAAUGUUGUGGCCUGGCAUCCAGACGUUGCCACACAGCUGUGUCUCUCCUCGGAGGAUGAUAUGGCUCCAGUUGUUCAGCUCUGGGACUUGCGUUUUGCAACGUCUCCUCUCAAAACUAUGGCUGGACACACGAGAGCUGUCACUUGCAUCUCAUGGUGUGCCAAAGACCCAGAUCUUCUCCUCAGCUGUGGCCGAGACAAUAAGAUUUUAUGCUGGAAUCCUAAUGAGCCAACUCCUGGCAACGAGCUCAUUUGUGAGAUUCAAACUCCGCACCAGUGGCUUUUUGAUGUAGCAUGGUGUCCAAGAAAUCCGUCUCUGAUUUCUUGCUCCAGCUUCGAUGGUCAUGUUUCAAUUUACUCUUUGACAGGAGGACAGCAGUCGACUGAACCAACAACCAGCAAGAUUGCUGACUCAUUCCCUGGAAUGGAAAGUAUUGCUCCCGCUAUAGUAGCGCAACCAGUAGCCCAUGCUCAUGUUGAUUUGCGAAAAGCUCCGAAGUGGCUCAGAAAACCAGCAGGAUCGACAUUUUCGUUUGGUGGUCGUCUAGUGCAGUUUUCCACUGCCGAGCCUAAUAAGAUCAUCAUUAGCCAACUCGUAUCGGAGCCUGAGUUGCUUAACAGGGCCUCAAAGCUCGACGAUGUCUUAAAUCAAGGCCAGUACAGAGAAUUUUGCCUUGAGCAAUCGCAGUCACCAUCUUCCCCUCACCUGGGCACUCUUUGGAAAUACCUUGGAGCACAGUUUGAGCCUCACCCUCAGUCGGCCACCCUGGCCCUUCUUGGCUAUCCCCUGGAGCAAGUCAAUGGCAUCAUUGAUGCCACCAUAGGAGACGACGUCAACAACCUUGCAAAUGACAUUUCUCAACUCACAGCAAAUGGUGACCUUCAGACUGAAGGAUAUGACCAAAAUCAGCAUUCUUUUGGAGACUUCCCAACUGAAAAAUUCAGCAUUCCAAAUUCCCAAGACCCCGAGGGUCAGAUUGGACAAGCCCUCUUGAUUGGCCGAGUUGAGGCAGCUGUGGAGUUGUGUUUGAAGCAAAACAGAAUGGCUGAUGCUCUUCUUUUGGCCAUGACUGGUGGUCCAAAGUUAUUAGCUCAGACGCAGCAGCGAUACUUCAAGCAAUCAAAAGGCUGGCUGUCACAUUUGAUCAAUGCCGUUGUGAGCCACAACUGGCAGACCAUAAUUUCAACCUGCUCGUUGUCGUCAUGGGCCCAACUUUUAGCUGGCAUUAUUACUCAUACAAAUGGAGAGGAGUUUUUCUCAUUAUGUCAGCAACUUGGCGAAAGGUUAGAGAAUGAUGCAGAAUUGAAGGUAUUCGCUCAAGUUUGCUAUUUGUGUUCCGGAAAUGUCAACAAACUUGUGUCUACGUGGGAAACGAGCUUCACUCCAAGCAGUAAUCUUCAACUGCAGGAAAUGGUGCAGGGAGCUCUUUUGUUGCAACUUGCAGCCUCGACCAGUGCAGGAAGGGCCAUCCCGACUACAGGAGCUCUGGCAAAUUUUCUGUCAAAGUAUGCUUUUCUCCUUGCCUCCCAAGGUGCUCUAACCUCAGCCCUAUCAUGCCUUGAAUCUGCUCAGGAUGAAUCCGCCUUGGAGCUUAAAGAUCGACUGCAAACUGGAUUGGGAAUGAAAAGUCAGCCGAGGGCUGUGCAUCAACAGCAGCAACAACAGCAGAUUUUCAGGAGGACCAGUGGCCCACAAUUGCCCACUGCUCCCUGGCCAAGAUCGCGAACUGUCAGCCAAUCGAGUGGCUACGAACCGACUGUUCCGACUUACCCUCAAACAGGCUCUGCUGGAUACCAGCCUAGCCCAUCCAUCUUCCAACCAGCACCUGCUGCACAUCACACUCCAGCUGCAUACCCUCCUGCCCCUUCACCAGCCCCCACAUCAUACCAAACUCCUUUCCAACCAGCACCAGUGCCCGCCGCUGCAGCGCCGCCUCCGCCACCAACUGGAGGAAAGCCUGCCGGGCUCAGUGCCGUCUCUGGUCGCAAGUACGUUGCUGAUCCAUCUGUUCAGAGUGGCAGUCCUUAUGGCCAGUCUUAUGGAAACAAUCAAUUUGGACAGUCGAGUCCGUACUCGUCAAACUCCUACACUCCUAGUCCCUACGUUGAUAAUACAACUUAUCAGGCGCCUCAGCAGCCCAGCGUAUUUUCUCCAUCUUCAAAUGCUGCCUACAACACAGCACCUGGGACUGGUUCUUUCAAUAGUUCUCCAUAUGCAACAUACAAUGAACCACAAGGUGUUGUCAAUACGCCACCAAGGGCUCCACCAAAACUUAUGGAGAGUCAACUUGCACCUCCUGGCUGGAACGAUCCGCCUCCCGUCAGCAAAUCUAAUCAGAAAAAGCCUGAUAUCAAUGUCCUUGCCCCUAUUACCCAUCCUUUGUUUGGAGUUGCUCCUGCUGAACCAGAGCCAGUUAACAUGGGGUACCAAGGUGGCUAUUAUCAGCCCACAAUGCCGCAACAGCAGCCGAUUCAAAAUCAGCAAUAUGUUCAGCCGGCAGCGCCGAUGCAACAGGCGCCGAUCGAGAGAGCCACAAUUUGCGAACCUCCGAAGCCCAAGGCUGAAAUCCCGGCUGAGCACAUAGUGAUUGCUAACGUGUUGACUUCUUUGAAGGACCAGUGCGUCCAUGUGGCUGCCAAUCCUCAAAUGCGGCGAAAACUUGAAGACGUUGGAAGAAAACUAGAGAUUUUCUUUGAUUGCCUCAGGGAACACAAGCUUUCGGAAAACUUGCUGGCGUCGUUCCACGAACUGAUUCGCUACAUCCAAGCUGGCGACUACCAAAAUGGCUUGCAUCUUCAUACACAAUUGAUUUCAGGGCCCGACUUUUCACAGAUUUCGACAUUUAUGCCCAGUAUCAAGGUCCUGAUUCAGACUUCGGCUCAGCUUGGCAUCUACGUCCAGUAAGUCAGGCGAGUACCAUUGCUCCUUCCCUACUUGGUUUUUUCUCACAGUGCGGAAAAACCUUUGCAAAUAUGAUGAAUAAUAUUUUUGUGAAUUUGACCCCUUUAAUUUAUGGUCUGAUGAUUGCCAAUGCCAAAUUCUGUCAAAGGGAAGAGAGCUAUUUGUAUUUAUUCAAAGGAAAAGGGAGUUUGUAAAAAAUAGUAUAAAAGCCCCCAUUAUUAAAACGUUACAGCCUUGUUGAUAUGUUAGAUUUUGAUAAAGAAUAAAUCAUUUAAAUUAAUAAAUA